Messenger RNA from Polyodon spathula (Mississippi paddlefish), 4533 nucleotides. Its product is annotated as NACHT, LRR and PYD domains-containing protein 3-like. The record is from RefSeq and is a predicted model, not a curated record. The coding region runs from base 263 to 3940 and encodes 1225 amino acids. Gene Ontology annotation, molecular function: protein binding. Lineage: Eukaryota; Metazoa; Chordata; Actinopteri; Acipenseriformes; Polyodontidae. The transcript is spliced from 15 exons.
GGAAAUGUUAUUGUUUGUGCUGCUUAGAGAAAAAGACAAGCGGAAUUAGAAGAUAGAGAGAGAAAGAGAGAGUUUCUAUCUUGGUGAAAUUUAGCUGGGGAUAGGAGAUGGGUUCAGCUGCAAGUAACAGAAGCUUCGUCUCAGCAAGAAGGACGCACACGGCAAACGCUUUACACAGCUACUUACUGUUUUGUUUAGAUUUCAGUGUGAGAAUUACAGCCCAUUCCUAACGAUGAAAUAGUUUUCUUCACAAACGUAUACAAUGGCUACAAGAAAGGAUCUCCUCCUUUGUGUGCUAGAAGAUUUAUAUGAAGACCCUUACAAAAGAUUUAAAUUUAAACUGGAGGAUGUGGAACUGAGAGAAGGAUUUAAAAACAUUCCCAAAAGCUUUUUGGAAACUGCUGAUAAGAUUGACGUAGUGCGCAAGAUGGUUGAGUUCUAUGGUGAUGAUUAUGCUGUGGAGGUUGCAGCUAAAACCCUGACUGGAAUCCACCAGAAUGAUCUUGCAGAGACACUGAAGAGCGAGGUGCACAAGGUCAAUGAAACUGCACAGACCAUCAUCUCUGGCAUUCCGGAAACCACAGGCAGACUGCCAGUUGCCUUACAAAAACUGAAAAACAUCCACAAAUCCUUCCUAAAAGACAAGUUUGAAUGUGUAUCCGAAUGUAUUGCUAAACCUGGCGAGCAACUUCUACUGAACACAGUGUUUACCAAAGUGCACAUAACAGAGGGCGAAUCUGGAGAGCUGAACUACCACCACGAGGUCAGAGAGAUUAUGGCAGUGUCCAAAAAAGCAAGAUCACAAGUUCAACCCAUCAAAUGCAAUGACAUUUUCAAACCAAGUGAGAAGAAUCCCCGAAUAAGGACUGUUCUAACCAAGGGGAUCGCUGGCAUUGGGAAAACCUUCUAUCUUCAGAAGUUCAUUCUUGACUGGGCGACAGGCAGUAACGACCACGGAUUUGAUUUUCUAUUCGUUUUUCCAUUCCGUGAACUCAGCUUGAUAAAGGAAGAAAUUAGUCUGGUGGAACUUAUUCAGCAGGAUUAUCCGCACAUGAGAGAGUAUGAAGAUGUUUUAUCGGCUGGCUCAAAAGUCCUGUUCAUCUUUGAUGGUCUGGAUGAAAGCAGACUUAAAUUAGAUUUUACAAACUGUAAGAAGAUGUGUGAUGAGAAAAAGUCAACUGUCUUGGAUGAUGUGCUGAUAAAUCUUAUAAAGGGAAAUGUACUUCCCUCUGCCACUCUUUGGAUAACUUCUAGGCCUGCAGCAACAGGUCGUAUUCCAUCUCGACAAAUUAGCAGAGUGACUGAGAUACAAGGCUUUGAAGAUCAGGAGAAGGAAGAGUACUUCAGGAAGAAAUUCGAAGAUCAAAUUCUGGCAGAAAAGAUCAUCUCACACAUGAGGACAUUAAGGAGCCUUCAUGUAAUGUGCUAUGUUCCGGCUUUUUGCUGGAUUAUAGCCACUGUUCUUGGACACAUAUUGGGUAAAAAUGGCAAUGAGAACAUACCCAGAACCCUGACAGAAGUGUACACACACUUCCUGCUUGUCCUGCUGACUUUACAGAACGAUAAAGAGGAAAACAAAGAAGAACUACUGAAACAAAAUCAAGAAGCCAUUCUUAAUUUGGGGAAGUUGGCCUUUCUUAACCUAGAAAGAAACAAUCUCAUCUUUUAUGAAGCGGACCUAAGAGAAUGUGGCAUUGAUAUAAAACAGUCAUCGGUUUAUUCUGGGGUUUGCAGAGAAAUAUUCAAAGAACAUUCAGCAGUUAGAGAGAGUGUGUAUUCCUUUGUACACCUGACAGUCCAGGAGUUUUUUGCAGCUCUGUAUGUUUUCACAUCAUUUCAAAACAAAAAUCGCAAUCUAUUGACGCAAUCGCCAAAGGAUACAUUCUUUGGUCUGUUUGGAAGACAGUUAUAUGAUGUUUAUAAACUUGCAUUGAACAAAGCUACCGAGAGCAGAAAUGGUCACCUAGAUCUUUUGGUCAGGUUCCUCUUAGGCCUUGGGAUGGAAAGCAACCAAAAGCUUUUGAAAGGCCUUUUAUUAAAGACAAAAGACAAUUCAAAGGGCAUCCAAAAAACAGUCAAGUACAUUAAACAGCUGAUUAAGGCAAAUCUCUCUCCAGAAAGAAGUAUCAAUCUCUUUCACUGUUUAAGUGAACUGAAUGACAAUUCUCUUGCUGCAGAGAUCAAGGUGUCCUUAACCUCAGGAAAUCUUUCACGACAGACCCUUUCUCCAUCACAUUACUCAGCGCUUGCCUAUGUCUUACAAACAUCAGAAGCUGAAUUGGAUACACUAGACUUGAGUCAUCACGCACUACCAAAUGAAGGUCUGCAGAGAUUGAUGCCAGUUGCAAGAUUACACAGAAGAUUGCUGCUUCAUUAUUGUGAUCUCACGGGUGAUUGCUGUGAGUACCUCGCCUCUGCUCUCUGUACAAACCAGUCAGCCCUGACAGAGCUGGAACUGGGAAAGAAUUGCCUGGGGGAUUCUGGUGCCAAACUGUUGUUUGCUGCACUGAAGGAUCCAAACUGUAAAUUAGAGAAACUGGGGCUUCAUUAUUGUGAUCUCACAGGUAAUUGCUGUGAGGACCUGGCCUCUGCUCUCUGUACAAACCAGUCAACCCUGAGAGAGCUCAGGAUGGGAGAGAAUGUUCUGGGGGAUUCUGGAGUGAAACUGACUGCUGCCUUGAAGGAUCCAAACUGUAAAUUAGAGAAACUGGGGCUAGAACGGUGUAGUCUUACAGGUAAUUGCUGUGAGGACCUGGUCUCUGCUCUCUGCACCACAAGCCACUCAACCCUGAGAGAGCUGGAGCUGGCAGGGAAUAACCUGGGGGAUUCAGGAGUGAAACUGACUGCUGCCCUGAAGGAUCCAAACUGUAAAUUAGAGAAACUGGGGUUAUGGGGGUGUCAGCUCACAGGUGAUUACUGUCAGAACCUGGCCUCUGCUCUCUGUAGAAACCAGUCAACCCUGAGAGAGCUGGACCUGGGAAUGAAUUUCAUGGGAGAUUCGGGAGUGAAAAUACUGUCAGCUGCAUUGAUGGAUCCAAACUGUAAAUUAGAGAUACUGGGGUUGGGGGAUUGUUGUCUCACAGUUGGUUGCUGCGAGGACCUGGCCUCUGUUCUCCGUACAAACCACUCAAACCUGAAAAGUCUGAAGCUGAGUUUCAAUAAACUGGGUGACUCAGGAGUAAAAUUGCUGUCUGCUGCGUUGAAGGAUCCAAACUGUACAUUAGUGAAACUGCAACUGUGGGAUUGUAAUCUCACGGGUGGCUGCUGUGAGGACCUGGCCUCUGUUCUCCGGGCAAAGCAGUCAAACCUGACAGAGUUGGAGCUGGGAGAAAAUGUCAUGGGGAAUUUAGGUGUGAAACUGCUGUCUGCUGCACUGAGGGAUCCAAACUGUAAAUUAAAGACACUGGGGCUGAGGAAGUGUGAACUCACAGGUGACUGUCUUGAGGACCUGGCCUCUGCUCUCUGUACAAACCAGUCAACCCUGAGAGAGCUGGGGCUGAGUCACAAUAACCUGGGGGACUCAGGAGUGAAAUUGGCUGCAGCACUGAAGGAUCCAAACUGUAAAUUAGAGAAACUGGAGCUGAGGGAGUGUCAACUCACGAAUGAUUGCUGUAUGGACCUGGCCUCUGCUCUUCGUAGAAACCAGUCAACCCUGAGAGAGCUGGAGCUAGGAGAGAAUAAAGUGGCUGAUUCUGGUGCAAGACUGUUGUUUACUGCACUGAAGGAUCCAAACUGUAAACUAGAGAAACUGGGGCUGAGUUGGUGUUAUCUCACGGGUGAUUGCUGUGAGGACCUGGCCUCAGCACUCCGUACAAACCAGUUAACCCUAAGAGAGCUGGAGCUGGGGGUGAAUAACCUGGGUGAAUCUGGAGUGAACUUACUCACUGCUGCACUGAUGGAUCCAAACUGCAGAUUAAAGAAACUGGGUAUUUGUGAGUGAGGGAGGACAGAAUGUACCAGACAUUCCAAGGAAACCAUGUGACCCUCAGGGACUGCGCUCAUGGGACAGACCCACUUUGACAUCACUCAAACAGACCACACCCCCCUCUCUUUCAUACGAUGUCACAAUAAUAACGUAUUUUAAAUUUCAUGCGUCAUUGUUUGGGUGUGUGAGAGGGUAGUGGGCAUUCACUGACACAGGAGACAGAAUUUUCUUUGAAACACCUCAGGGGUGCACCGAUUUAUUUUUACCCACAGAGGGCGCUGUUGUCUGUUGCCUGAAUACUGGUGUCGUAUAGGUUGAUGGCGCAUGCACAGUAAUGCAAAACUAGGCAAAAAUAAAGCGGGGCAACAGUUUGAUUAAAGGGGAGGUUCACUGCAUGGCUUUUUAUUUUUAUAGUGCCUAUAGAAAGUCUACACCCUCUUGAACUUUUUCCCAUUUUGUUGUGUCAGUGCCUCAGAGUUUCAUGCAUUUAAAUGAGGAUAUUUUUCCGCUUAUUACACACCAUAAUCCACACUGCUAAGGGGAAAAAAAAUUAUAUAUUAAAAAUACAAAACUGAAAGAUCAUAAUUGGAUAAGUCUUCGCCCCCCCC